Messenger RNA from Musa acuminata AAA Group (dessert banana), 1429 nucleotides. RefSeq names its product homeobox protein rough sheath 1. Gene Ontology annotation, biological process: regulation of transcription by RNA polymerase II. Gene Ontology annotation, cellular component: nucleus. Bases 158 to 1228 code for a protein of 356 amino acids. Lineage: Eukaryota; Viridiplantae; Streptophyta; Magnoliopsida; Zingiberales; Musaceae. Gene Ontology annotation, molecular function: DNA-binding transcription factor activity, RNA polymerase II-specific; RNA polymerase II cis-regulatory region sequence-specific DNA binding. The transcript is spliced from 6 exons. The record is from RefSeq and is a predicted model, not a curated record.
UCUCAUCUCCAGUCUACUUUGAUUUGACAACGGAAAAGAAAGCCACCAGACAUAGCUUUCCCUUCUCACUCUAACACGCUUCUUUCUCUCUCUGUGUGACUCUUGGGGUCUAUUUCGGACUAUGUGAGGCUUCCCUUCUCUUUUCUCAGUGGGUGGGAUGGAGGAACUCUCUCACUUUGGCGGUGGAAGCACCUCAAGGGAGUCUUUCUUAUACCUUCCCUCAGCAGCCACAACCACGGGAUCAGCUCCACCGCCUCUGAUCGCGGCCUCGUAUGGCCGGAAUUCUUACCCCGGCACUGCCAAAUUACCUUACCUCAAACAUCCACCCCUCAGACCUGAAGCCGGUUCUUCUCGACAACCAUCUCGAGUAAGAGCAGUGGAAGGAGGGGAGAUAUCUGCAAGUAAUACAGAAGACAUCAAGGCCAAGAUCAUGUCUCACCCUCAGUAUUCGAGUCUUAUUGGAGCCUAUAUCGACUGCCAAAAGGUAGGGGCCCCGCCGGAUGUGGUGGCACGCCUCUCGGCCUUGGCCCAAGAGCUCGAGUCGCCUUGGAGCUGCCGUCAAGAGCCCUCCUCCGACCCCGAGCUCGAUCAGUUCAUGGAAGCAUACUGUGAUGUAUUGAUGAGGUACCGGGUGGAGCUAACGAGGCCCUUUCAAGAAGCCAUGGACUUCCUAAAGACGGUGGAGUCACAGUUCAACGCGCUCACCAACACUUCCUCGUUGCGGCUCUUCUCCUCCGGCUGUUCAAAUAUUCCUUGGGAACCUGCAGAUGAAAGAUGUGAAGAUGUUGCAUCCUCCGAAGAGGACCCUGAUGCCAGCGGUGGAGAAGCUGAUAUUUUAGAGAUUGAUCCAAGAGCCGAGGACAAAGAGCUGAAGCACCAUCUGCUAAAGAAAUAUAGUGGGUAUUUGAGCAGCCUUAGGCAAGAGCUAUCCAAGAAAAGGAAGAAAGGAAAACUACCAAAGGAAGCCCGACAGAAACUGCUCAAAUGGUGGGAACUCCACUACAAAUGGCCUUAUCCGUCGGAAUCAGAAAAGUUAGCUCUGGCUGAAUCGACCGGCCUCGAUCAGAAGCAAAUCAACAAUUGGUUUAUAAACCAAAGGAAACGGCAUUGGAGGCCGUCGGAGGACAUGCAACUCAUGGUGAUGGAUGGUUUUCAUCCGCAGAAUGCUGCUGCCUUGUACAUGGAAGGGCAUUUCAUGGGUGAUGGUCUUUACCACGUCGGUCCAUAAUUAAUGUACACCUACUUGCAAAGUUCCCCAGGUGCACAUUAAAUUCUCUCCAUAUGUAAGCUUUGCACUAUAAUCGGCUUAUCGUUAUGUUGCUUUAAUCAAUGUUUAGUGCAAUGUUUAGGGCCGUUUGGUGUAUAACCUAUUAGUUUGGAAGUGUCUGAAUACCACAAAUUGUUAUGAUGACUAUGUUGCUUCUUCUUA